Plasmopara halstedii is the source of this 1998-nucleotide messenger RNA. RefSeq names its product -diketo-5-methylthio-1-phosphopentane phosphatase. Lineage: Eukaryota; Oomycota; Peronosporomycetes; Peronosporales; Peronosporaceae. The coding region runs from base 1 to 1998 and encodes 665 amino acids. The record is from RefSeq and is a predicted model, not a curated record. The transcript has 2 exons.
AUGGCAUCGGCGCAGCCCCAAUUGCCGACCGUUGCCGUGACGGAUGCUGCUGAACAGCCUCGAGGAUUUAAGAAGCGCAAAGUCAGCAUUGAAGCGCCUUCUGCUUUCCGCUCCUCCACUACCGCUCGCGAUGCCUGUGGGUCGCCAUCACAAUGCUCACUCUGUGGUUUUGGUGCGUCAACUCUGGAUCAUUUGCUAACUCACGUUCGCGAGUCGCAUGAUCAAGUUAACGAGCAAGCGACGUCUCAGAUGGCGCUCCCGUUUGAAGUAGCACAUAUGCUGGUACAACGCGUGCUGGAUGAAGCGGCACUGGGAGGUUCCACGAGUGCAUGGCUUGAGAACAUGCAGCUUCAGUACAUAUCGGCGGCUGGCUUAUUAGCGGCUUUGGAUCGAAGGGAUGCUCAUGGCGUUGCGCAAGCGAUCGGCAAGCUGCAAAAUACGUCGCAGUCAAGAGAUGUGACGAUGCUAUUCACAACACUGCAACAGGCCGCCCAGAUCUUGCUACAGGCCUCGACGCCUACAACAGCAGAUGCCACGCCAGUUGUGGCCGUGUCUGUUCACCAGAAAGCUCAGACACAAAACUCAGCACAAGAUUUUGAGGAUACAGCAACACCGGCACAGAAAGGAAAGGAUUCCAGCAUUCACGAGGCUGAAGCGGCACAGGCGCUGACUGGACUUCGCUCCACAACUUCAAGUGCGGUAGCAUCAACGACGCCGACGGCGUCCGCACGACCACCGGCUGCGCCCAAAACAUCUCCACAGGCCCCUCAACCGUCAUUUCCGUCCUUCGUGCUGGAGUCACCACUGACAAUUACAGCGCCACAACCGCAACUCAACAGUCCACACUUCCAUCCUCCAGAUCUAUUUACUCCAGGAUCGGUGCGGUCACCUCGCACUCCGUCGUCAUUACCGAGUCUUUUCUCACGCAGAUUACUGGCGCCACUAGCAUCUCCAUCUAGUGGGACGGAGCAAGCAGAGCGUUCAAUGCAAGUGAUGCAUGGAUUGGGAUACCAGAACCCUUUGAUUGUCACGGAUCAACGGAAUCCGUCCUGCGUUACUACAAUUCGACCAGAUACAUCCCCAGCAUCCCUUACUCCAGUGUACUACCCAUCCUUUCCAACAUUGUCGACCGCUAAUAAUGCCAUGAAGUCUGGAGCCACUCGAACGAAUCGACCGACUUCGGCAUCUCCUGUUAAGCGAAAAAGUAUCACGUCGAAGCAACUCAGUGUGAGAUGUGAUGCUGAAGUUGCCGCUGCUCGUGCGGCGGCAUGCACGGCAGCGGCUGCAGCAGAUACGUCGGGUCUGGUGCCGUUGGGCCCAAUCUCCGUACCUGGUAUGCCCAGCACACCUGCCACGCGCAAAGCCACUCCCCGUCGAUGGACAAAAGAUGAGGAUGAUGCAUUACGUACUGCUGUGGAAAACCAUCGCGAGAAAAAUUGGAAAGCUAUUGCUGCUCAAGUGCCUGGACGGAAUCACACGCAAUGUUUGCAACGAUGGACCAAGGUUUUGGCGCCAGGUCUCGUAAAGGGUCACUGGUCUCCACACGAGGAUGAAUUGUUGAGGCGUCUUGUAGCAACUGAACAGAAGAAUUGGGGUGAGGUGGCUUCUAAGAUCCCGGGCCGCACGUCAAAACAGUGUCGCGAACGGUGGCAUAACCACUUGGACCCACAGAUCGUGCGAGGGGCAUAUACUCCUGAGGAAGACCGACUAAUUUUGGAGGCGCAAGCGCGUCUUGGCAACCGAUGGUCGGUCAUUGCAGCGAUGUUGCCUGGUCGAACUGAAGACGCCGUAAAAAUUCGCUGGAAGUCGCACUGCCGCGUAUGGCGAGCGCGUAAAUAUUUGCGUAAAAAUCCAAACAGUGACGUGGACAAUAUGAGUGAACCUGCACAGACGCCUCGCACGCCAUUAGUGCCUCCUACUGGCGGUUAUAAGUGGCCCGUACCGCUGCAUGGUGGCGCAGCUGAUGAACAACAGUCGAAUGCAGUACCUACAGAGUAA